AUGGAUUUCUUAUCUGAAAUAAUCGGUGAAACCGUUAUACUCGGUAUCGAUUCCUUAAUUCUUGGAUUUUGUGUAAAACAGCUGAGCAAAUGUAAACACAUCUUGAAUGCAUUACAGUCUGCUCCAGUGCUGGACAUAGACUCUACUUUAAACAAAGAGAUUAAUAAGUAUCCAAACAAUGUUAUUCCUUAUGUUGUCAUAAGAGGCAUAGUGAAACCUCUUGGCAACCCUAUCACAAGUAACUAUAACCAAUCAGUUACAGGAGUGAUCCAGAGAUUAACAAUUAAAGAACAUGUGAUAGCGAGAACAUCUGCAGGAUUUUGGUCAGAUCAGACUCGCACAAUACAUGAAGUAUACAACUCUACACCAUUUGUUUUGAACAAUGGGAAGUACAGUAUCGAAGUUGUUGAUGCUUUAGCUGCAGAAUUAUUAGAUUUAGACGUAAUAUCAGACAAAUUUGAACCCAUGUCACCUGGUGUGAUAGAUCAUGUAUGGGGAUUUUUCUCUGGAGUCAGACAAAGAGGUCUUCAAACAAUGGAAGAAAUGCUCAGGGAUGGGUCCUACAUCACUGCUAUUGGUGAAUUAAGUACAACAAGCGGGGGAUUGAAGAUUCAACCUCCUAAAGAUGAUCUUCCUCUUUAUCUUACAACUGCUACAAAGUCAAGUUUACUGAAGAGACUUGCGAGUUCUAGGGACUUUUUAAGAAUUCUACUUGUUGUAUUCGGAACAGUGGCAGCCAUAGCUUCCGGCCGCAUCAUGUACAAAUAUAUAAAGAGGAGAAAAAGGCGGGUAGCGGAAGAGAUUUUGAAGAAACAAUUAGCAGCAGGAAGGAAAGAAAGACGCGCGAACAAUAGAGAUAAAAACCUCAGUGAAAUGCAGCUAUGUGUCGUAUGCACUGAGAACCCUAAGGAAAUUAUUUUGCUCCCAUGUGGCCAUGUCUGUUUGUGUGAAGAUUGCUCAGAAAAUAUUAAAGAUAAAUGCCCAAUCUGCAGAGAAAGGAUAGAGUCCCGUGCACCUGCAUUUAUUACA
Messenger RNA from Brenthis ino (lesser marbled fritillary), 1029 nucleotides. The record is from the annotation of a GenBank genome assembly. NCBI's taxonomy places the organism in Eukaryota, Metazoa, Arthropoda, Insecta, Lepidoptera, Nymphalidae.